AUGGAAUCACACACUCGGAACAAGCCUCAUAGGCGGCCACGACUUCCACGUGGUCGGAAUCGGACGACGCGCACUUCAACGUCCUCGGCGACAACAAUAGCAACGGGCAAGUCAUCAUCAUCAACAACAACAACACCACCAGGAUCGGAUUUGACAGGGCCUUUACAAAUCCUGCAAGCAGUCUGGGUUCGACACCGGAACCAACACCAUACGCAACCGUGGUGGAAGACUCUCGGCCUACUACGGAAGUGGGUCGCGCGACUCGUGGAGCUCGAAGAGCGAGAACGGGAAUUGACUACUGCAGCUCAUGGCACCAGGCUCCCCACAUCUAAUCAACGUAAGAAAGGCGCGGCUAUGGAUGGCAAAGAGCCCAAAGGUUCCAGUGGCGACAGCGCAGCCGCAUCAGAAGCCUCGACAAUGUCCCAGCGUGCGCGCCGAAACUUCGAAGAACAGGCGGCCCUACGUACGCAAAAGGAAGCCGUGACCGCAUGGCUGCGCGACACUAUCUGUCCUAGAUGCUACGUGGGGUUCUCGAGCGUGGUGGUAGAGUCACAGUUUGCCAACCUGGGAGUGGUCCUAAUGGCUGUUUUGGCCGAUGUGGUGGCAGUGGUUGGCCAGCCGAGAGAAGUCACAGCUAGUAAAGCCCGUGGUCAUGACAACGACCCCGUCGCUACGAGUAUCACGCUCACGGCGCGCAGUGUCCGUAUCACAGGCACCGCGGCCGGUAGUGUGGUGGACAGGGUAUACGAUAGUGACGAUGUCGGCGAGGUCAUUGAAAGACGGCCAGAUAAGAAGAGAAAGACGAGUGAGGUGGACGAUGGAGACGAUCAAGAGCACGGCAAUGAAGCUGGCGGGUCCUCUUCCAAACAAGUCCCUAGCUCGCGUGUCAAUGAUGCACAGCGUCGAGGCUUGUCGUCAGAAGCCUCCCAUGCUCCUCCAUCCAGGACGCCAGGUCCGAGAGAGCUGCCGUCCAAGACUACAGCGCAAGAAACACGAAAGCCUCCACCUGGUAGAAGACUCGGUCUGGCCACAACUAGUACCGCUUCAGUCGCUCCGACUCGGCGUCCCAUGUUACCAGAACACAAGGACUCCCAAGAGAGUGGGGACCUGGAUCAAGAGAACCCCGCUGAGACUGUUCCAGAGCCGGAAUCUCCUUCCACAACUCGACCAAUAAUGGUUGCUGGACAAGCCAAUCCGGUUACACUCAGGAAAUCCAAGACCCAAACGCCAAAGUCUACAGACAUUGCAGAGACCAGCGAACGGAAAAAGAGGGAAGGGGAGAAAAAAGCCACGAAAGGGAAGAAAAAGAAAAAGAACGCGAUUGAUGACUUGUUUGCUGGCUUUGAGUGA
Messenger RNA from Exophiala mesophila, 1350 nucleotides. RefSeq lists its product as uncharacterized. NCBI's taxonomy places the organism in Eukaryota, Fungi, Ascomycota, Eurotiomycetes, Chaetothyriales, Herpotrichiellaceae. The transcript has a single exon. Gene Ontology annotation, cellular component: ribonuclease MRP complex. Gene Ontology annotation, molecular function: rRNA primary transcript binding. The record is from RefSeq and is a predicted model, not a curated record. Bases 1 to 1350 code for a protein of 449 amino acids. Gene Ontology annotation, biological process: maturation of 5.8S rRNA from tricistronic rRNA transcript (SSU-rRNA, 5.8S rRNA, LSU-rRNA); nuclear-transcribed mRNA catabolic process, RNase MRP-dependent.